Molecule: messenger RNA, 1710 nt
Organism: Mesocestoides corti
Lineage: Eukaryota; Metazoa; Platyhelminthes; Cestoda; Cyclophyllidea; Mesocestoididae
Source: the annotation of a GenBank genome assembly
AUGGCCAAUGUGCAGGUUGCGAAGUGUAUGCACUAUACGGGGAUUCCUACUACCCUAAUUCCCGACAACAAUCCAUGCUCAAACCCCGACGGUGUGGGAUCACAACGGUUCAACAUAUCCUAUCUUCCGGCCAAUACCCCUAAGUCUCCGUUCGUUGCCUACAUGCCGUUGCAAAUGGCCAAUGCGAUCCGGGCAGGUCAGAACACACAGGCGUCCUCCAUCAAAAUUCCAGCAAUUCCAAGACCUCAUGUUACACCCAAGGCUCAGAACACCGGUGUACAACCAUUGUCUUCGUUUCCUCCUUACUCAAACCCGAUCGCUUUUCCUCAGCCAUUCCAUGGAAGCGGUGAAUACUCGGCGCCGUCUUCAAGACCUUCCUUCUACGACGCCUAUGAACCCAGAAGACACCAGCGAUCGCACUCCAAGAGGCGAGCAUCCAAACGACGCUCAAAAAGUCCACGGAAAGACAAGUCUCGAGAAAAAGUGCAUUCGACGAAUAACAGCAACAAGAAGAAGGACUCAUCGCCGCCAGCACCUCCUGCUGUCUCUGCACACCCUCAACCUCCUAUUCUACCACCCCAGCCUCCACAGCACCCUCGUGCUAACCCACCAGCGCCUUUCGUUCCAACUCCAGAACAACUGCUGUCGGCGCCUUUGCGACCUGUUCAACCAAAACAGCGACCUUAUAGUUUGAUUGGUGUCCAAACAAUACCACUGAACGGCGAAAUCGAGAAGAAGAAGCCGGAGAGAAAAAGAAACGUGAGUCUGGAUGAAAGCAGGUGGCCCUUCGAGCAUGUUCCAAUGGUGCCGUACUUGCCUCUCUGUCCGCACAUGUGCUCACAACAAACACGAUCAAUGCGCUCAGAAAAACGUCUACAGCGACUGCUAGAUAUGUGCGAAGGGGUUGUGGAACCGUCGAAGCGACCAGUGGUGCCCACAUUACCAGCUGCCGACGUGGCCCCACUGAAGACUCUAAUUCGACCCAGUCCGCCGCCACAGCAGCCCUCCCAGUUUCAGGGUCUUUUUGGACUUAGAAAAGGGGUGCCUGCGUCUAAAACAACACUGGAGGAAGAGCUACCGAGCUGGGUUCAAAGGAACGAUAACAAUGAUGAAGGCAGACCGUGGCGGAAGGAGGCUGCAAGGAGGACAACAUCGGUUCCACCCCCAGCACCGCCUCCGCCCCCGCCCCCGCCUCCAUCCACGUAUUUCGGCAGCCCCGCCCAGGUGCCCGAAAAGCCCCCCGUCGAGGCUCCGCAGCCGACGCCGAAGGUCGGACCCAAACCGGUCAUUCAGUGGCCCCCGCGGAUUUUGACGGAGGAGAAGCCACAGCCGGAGAAGACCAUGACCCCUCCCCUCAUUGAAUACGGCGGUAACCAGGACAGUGGCUCCAGUGUGCUCUCGCAAAUGGAAGGGACUUACGAGGUGAUCUUGGACUACUCCAACGAGAACAGUUUGGAGAGCGACGGUGGUGAAUCGGAGAGGAACCAGCCAUGGGGCAACAGGAUUUACGGCUCGGGGGUGACUCAGCGCAGCCAAGCCAACCGUGGUCCUUACCACCCAGAGAUUCGCGGCGGCCACCCGCGUGGACCCAGCUCGGGGACCUACCAGAACCUCGAGGGCAACUUUCAGCCUAAGGUGGGGCUGGGCGACGUUUGCUCGUCACCACUCUGUGUCACGCCGGUCUCUCGCUCACCUCUUUUUCACGCUUAG